AAAAUUCAUUCCCCAAAGACGAUCAUCAUGACCGUUGAACCGUGCCUCGCUCCAAUUGUUCCACCCGAAAUAUUCAUAAAUAUUUGUCAAGACUUACCUCCUGCUGACUUGCUUUCUCUCGCUCGUGUUUGUAAAAAAUUCUAUGGAUACCUUAGUUCAACUUAUUCGACCACUACUCAAGAAAUUUGGAGAAAUUCAAGAAUAAAAUUCAUUCCACAAAUCGAAAUGUCUCCACCUGAAGGAAUGGAUGAAAGACAAUACGCAAAAUUAUUAUUUGAACGCGGAUGUCAAUUUUGUGGAAAAUCCAGAGUAAGAAGAGUUUAUUGGGCUUUUCUAGUAAGAUGUUAUCAAAUCCGUCGUGAUCUUCUUUCUCAAAAUUCAAUUCCUGAUGAUAUCCUUAGUGGUCUUACUCACACUACCAGUUAUUAUAAAUGGGGUUGGGAUCGCAGUCCAAAAAAUCGUCCUGCCAACCUCUAUUGGAUUGAAGAUGUUCACAAGUCAUAUUCUGAAUACAUCCAACUUCCUAUCGAAGCUCGAAAAGCUUGGCUCAUUUCAAAACGUAAGGAAG
Molecule: messenger RNA, 568 nt
Organism: Dentiscutata erythropus
Lineage: Eukaryota; Fungi; Glomeromycota; Glomeromycetes; Diversisporales; Gigasporaceae
Source: the annotation of a GenBank genome assembly